AUUUUCUUGUUUCUUAGUUUCUCAUGAUGGAAGUCGAUCACCAGCAGCAGCAGCAGCAGCAGCAGCAGCAGCAAUCGAGCAUCCCACCGAGCCAGACGCUCUACGUGAACAAUCUCAACGAGAAGCUCAAGAAGGAAGAGCUCCGCGCUGCGCUGUAUACAAUCUUCACCCAGUUCGGCCCCGUCCUCGACAUUGUCGCGCUCAAGACGCUCAAGAUGCGCGGACAGGCGUUCAUUGUCUUCCACGAUAUCACAAGCUCAGCCAACGCACUCCGCUCGCUCCAAGGAUUCAGCUUUUACGGAAAGCCGAUGAGAAUCACAUUCGCCAAGUCCCGAUCAUACGCCGUUGGCCGAUUCAACGGAGAGCCAGACUCGCACGUCCGUCGCCCAUUCAUCCCCAAAAACCAGCGGCCGAAGGGCGAGAAGCAGCCCGGCAAGCGCAACCCGAACGGCGCAGCCGCUGCAUCGUCCAACGGCGACGCGCAGGCCAUGAACACUGAGGCGCCCGCCGCCGCAGGAAACCACGCCCCGAUGCUCCAGCAACAGCAGCCAGGGUUUGGCUUCAGCCAAGCACCCGAGAUCCCACACAACAUCUUGUUUGUGCAAAACCUGCCCCAAGGAAUCACGCAAGACGACAUUUUCAACCUUUUCCGAGGGUAUACCGCUGGCUCGUGCGACGUCCGCCUUGUGCCAAACCGCGCAGAUAUUGCCUUCGUCGAGUACGAGAACGAAGGUAUUGCUGCCAACGCAAAGGCAACACUGCACGGUUACAAGAUGGGCGACAACAACCUGAGCGUCACAUUCUCCAAGAAGUAAAAAGCGUUUUCCAUCGUGUGUGCGCACGUUGUUUUUGUUGUUGUUUUUGCGCGUCAUUUUUAGUAAUGUGUAUGUGUUGUGAACAUGCCUCUUGUGUUUGCGUGCUUUGUUUGUCGUUUUCAAUAACACUAAAAAGUUCUAGUUUGA
This is a messenger RNA of Capsaspora owczarzaki ATCC 30864, 962 nucleotides long. RefSeq lists its product as hypothetical. Lineage: Eukaryota; Filasterea; Ministeriida; Capsasporidae. Gene Ontology annotation, biological process: mRNA splicing, via spliceosome. The record is from RefSeq and is a predicted model, not a curated record. The coding region runs from base 24 to 815 and encodes 263 amino acids. Gene Ontology annotation, cellular component: U1 snRNP. The transcript has 4 exons. Gene Ontology annotation, molecular function: U1 snRNA binding.